AGGAAUUGUGUUGUGUGCUAGCAACAACUGGGGCCCACACAGUGGAGACAGAAGCUGUCACCCCAUCGAGGCAUCACUGGGAAGGUGUUGUUCUGUCUGGUGUGUAAACAGUAUUAUGAGUGUUUGUCAAGGCUGUGUUCAGGGCCCGGCCUGUGCUAGCUGAGGGGGAAGGCACUGCUCUGCACACUGCAGUGGCUGCUGGGGCCUCAGCCUUCAGGGGUUCGGGACGUAAGGUGAGCUGCCAGGUAGAGAGCAGGGCUGGCGGUGGUGGGGGAGGCGGCUUUGGUGAGCAGUCUCUGUGCUCGCCUCGGUGAACUGCUGGUGCUCCAGGAAGGAUCACACGGGAGGCAUUGAGUGCUGUGGACUUUUCUGACUGCUGGACUGAGUGUGCAGGGCCAACAGGUGAACCACUGAGCCCUUCACUAUGUCUGAUGGAGAUUAUGAUUACCUCAUCAAGUUUCUAGCUCUGGGAGACUCCGGUGUAGGGAAGACCAGUGUGCUUUACCAGUACACGGAUGGGAAGUUCAACUCCAAAUUCAUCACCACAGUGGGCAUUGAUUUCAGGGAAAAGAGAGUGGUGUACAGAGCCAGUGGACCUGAUGGAGCCAUUGGCAGAGGCCAGAGAAUCCACUUGCAGCUGUGGGACACAGCAGGCCAGGAGAGGUUUCGUAGCCUGACAACAGCCUUCUUCAGAGAUGCAAUGGGCUUUCUUCUGCUUUUUGAUCUGACAAACGAGCAAAGUUUCCUCAAUGUCAGAAACUGGAUAAGCCAGCUGCAGGUGCACGCGUACUGUGAGAGCCCAGACAUAGUGCUGUGUGGAAACAAGAGUGAUCUGGAAGACCAGAGAGCGGUGAAGGAGCAGGAGGCCAAAGGACUUGCGGAGAAAUACGGGGUCCCUUACUUUGAAACCAGCGCUGCCACCGGUGCCAACAUAAGCCAAGCGGUCGAGACGCUCCUGGACCUGAUAAUGAAGCGAAUGGAGCGGUGUGUGGACAAGUCCUGGAUCCCAGAGGGCGUGGUGAGAUCCAACGGGCACAUGGCCUCUGAGCAGCUUGAAGAGAAGGGGAAGGGGGCGUGUGGCUGCUGAGGCCCGGCGGCCUGCACUGCACAGCCUUCUGGGAGGCCCC
Molecule: messenger RNA, 1127 nt
Organism: Erinaceus europaeus (western European hedgehog)
Lineage: Eukaryota; Metazoa; Chordata; Mammalia; Eulipotyphla; Erinaceidae
Gene: RAB27A
Product: RAB27A, member RAS oncogene family
Exons: 6
Coding region: 425-1087 (220 amino acids)
Biological process (GO): melanosome transport; positive regulation of exocytosis
Cellular component (GO): melanosome; secretory granule
Molecular function (GO): GTPase activity; GTP binding
Source: RefSeq, a predicted model, not a curated record